UUUUUAAGGCUUGGUUUCGGACACAAUAUCAAAAAAAAAAAAAAAAACUAAACACAAAUUUAUAAGCUUGUGAAAAGAUGGGUUUCAAAAGCUCUUCUCUUCUAUGCUUGGCACUUCUCCUUGCAGUCUCUUCUUCCAUUCAUGCAUUUGACAUCACAAAACUGCUAGGUCAAAAUCCAGAUUUUGCCACCUUCAACAAAUACCUCACCGAAACCAAGCUUGCUGAGCCAAUCAACAGCCGCAACACCAUCACCAUCCUCGCCGUUAGCGAUGCCGGUCUUUCUUCCCUUUCCGGGAAAUCUCAACAAUUCAUCAAGGCCUCACUAAGCACCCACGUGAUCCUCGACUUCUUCGAUGAGAAGAAGCUUAUGGAGGCUCAGGGAAGUGGUCAACUCUUGACUACUCUUUACCAAUCCUCAGGUCUCGCCAUGAACCAACAAGGGUUCAUUAAGGUUGCCCUUAUUGGUGAAGGCGAGAUCGCUUUUGGCUCCGCUGUUAACGGUGCUCCUCUUGAUGUUUCCCUUGUAAAGACCGUUGUCUCCCAACCCUACAACAUUUCCAUACUCCAAGUCACAAAACUUAUUGUGGUUCCUGGACUUGAUGCACAAACCCCAGCCUCAUCAGGUAAUGCACAAGCCCCCGCUGCAGCAAAAACUCCAGCGGAGGGUGCAAAGUCACCAGUACCUGCACAAAAUGCUAAGGCUCCAGUAGCAUCAGCCAAGGCUCCUGUGCCGGCUCAAGGAGCUAAGGCCCCAGCUCCGGCACAAAAGGCCAAUGCUGAUGCUCCUACUAGCGGAGCACAAAGCCCUUCUUCGGAGGAAGUGACUGCUCCUUCACCUUCUGAUGUGAGCGCCACAGACUCCCCUGCUGAAGCACCAACAACCACUGAAUCAAGCCCAUCUUUGGCACCUGGUCCUGCAGAUGAUGAGACUGCUGCAGAUGCUUCAACUUCUAGCAGCUCUUCAAGGAUUAUGGUAGGUUUGGUUGGAAGUGUGAUGUGCUUCGCUUCUCUCUUGGCCGUUAUGUAGAGUGAUUCUUAAGAGUCUAUAUAAUUCAAAUGUAAUACAAGAAAAGGAAGGGAAGUUGUUUGAAUAAAGAAAGCACAAACUAUAAGGGAUAUUGUUGAAACUAUUUAUCAAUGACAAACCCUAGCUAGUUUGUUAUAGUAUUUGUGAUAUUUUAAUGCAAAAAUAUAUGAUAUGUUCAUGUGUUGGAUUAAGGAUGCUUUAAACCAUUUUUCUUUUU
Messenger RNA from Cicer arietinum (chickpea), 1245 nucleotides. Its product is annotated as fasciclin-like arabinogalactan protein 14. Gene Ontology annotation, cellular component: plasma membrane. Lineage: Eukaryota; Viridiplantae; Streptophyta; Magnoliopsida; Fabales; Fabaceae. The record is from RefSeq and is a predicted model, not a curated record.